Molecule: messenger RNA, 1386 nt
Organism: Camelus dromedarius (Arabian camel)
Lineage: Eukaryota; Metazoa; Chordata; Mammalia; Artiodactyla; Camelidae
Product: olfactory receptor 2B11
Exons: 1
Coding region: 115-1059 (314 amino acids)
Biological process (GO): detection of chemical stimulus involved in sensory perception of smell; G protein-coupled receptor signaling pathway
Cellular component (GO): plasma membrane
Molecular function (GO): G protein-coupled receptor activity; olfactory receptor activity
Source: RefSeq, a predicted model, not a curated record
AGAAAAUCCCUUCAUAACUCUAUUUAACUGAAUAAAAUGACCAUCAAGAGUAUUUAAUACUGAAAUGCAAGUCUUCACUUUGACUUAAAUCCACCGACAAGAGCAACGACAGUCAUGAAUUCAGGCAAUGCAAGUACUCCAGAGGUUUUCAUUCUUCUGGGUUUCUCUGACCAUCCCUGGUUGGAAAUGCCACUCUUCGUAAUAGUGCUUGCUGCUUACAUCUUCACACUAGUGGGAAACAUCUCAAUUAUUGUGGUAUCCAGGGUAGAUCCUCAUCUUGACAGCCCUAUGUACUUCUUCCUUUCCAACCUCUCCUUCCUGGACCUUUGUUUUACCACAACCACCAUCCCUCAACUGCUGCUGAACCUCUGGGGCCCAGAUAAAUCUAUCAGCUAUGGAGGCUGUGUGACCCAGUUUUGUAUGUUUCACUUCCUGGGAGCCACUGAAUGCAUCCUCUUAGCUGUAAUGUCCUUGGAUCGUUUCAUGGCCAUCUGCAAGCCUUUGAGGUACCCAGUUAUCAUGCAUCAGCGAGUCUGUAUCUUCCUUGUGCUCAUGGCAUGGCUAAGUGGUUUGGCUAACUCCUUGCUUCAGUCAUCCCUCACCAUCCAGCUGCCACUUUGUGGCAACAACAAGGUAGAUGAUUUCCUGUGUGAGGUCCCAGUGAUGAUCAAGAUGUCAUGUGCCGACACUACAUUCAAUGUAGCUAUGCUCUCCAUCGUGGGGACAUUCUAUUCCUUGCUUCCUUUGUCACUUAUCCUUGUCUCCUAUGGGUUCAUUGUAGCUACAGUGCUCAGAAUUCGGUCCUCAGAGGGAAAGAAGAAGGCCUUUAACACAUGUAGUUCUCAUAUUAUUGUUGUAUCUCUCUUCUAUGGACCAGUAAUUAGCAUGUACGUGCAACCUUCGGCUACUAUCUCCCAGGACAAGAACAAACUCAUGUCCCUGUUCUACAGCUUGGUGACUCCUAUGCUUAACCCUUUUAUUUACACUUUGAGGAACAAGGACGUGAAAGGGGCAAUGAUGACGCUUAUUGUCUCAUUGCACCAUCAAAGAAGAGAAUAAAUAUAGCUAUUUUUAUACUUUAUUUUCUCCAUAUAGGACUUAGAAGAGCGCCUGUUUGAAAAUUACCUCUUGAUUUUACCUCCUCAAAACUGUUUGCAUCCUUUAACUCUUAUCUUAGCUACAUAUAUGGGAUUUUGUGGAUAUGAUUUAUUGAAUAUUGUUUCAAAGUGUGAAUCCUGAUUCUCAAUUUGUCUGCAGUUUGCAUGAGAGUGAGAACUAUGUCAUUAAGUUCCUCUAUAUCCAUCUAAAGAUUCUACUACAGGAGUCUAAAAAAUGGGCAAUAAAAAUGCUUAUUGACUGACUCAUUCACAGUUAGACCAAAAGAAA